AUGGCUAGCAUCAUUGCACGUGUGGGUAAUAGCCGGCGGCAGAACACACCCUUGCCACCUUGGGCCCAUUCCAUAUUGAAGUCCCUAGGGAGGAGUCUUGGUCCUUUAAGGGUCAAUAUGGCAGAAAGAAACAUGAAGUUGUUCUCAGGGAGGGUGGUGCCAGCCCAAGGGGAAGAAACCUUUGAAAACUGGCUGAUCCAAGUCAAUGGGGCCCUGCCAGAUUGGAAUAUGUCUGAGGAGGAAAAGCUCAAGCGUUUGAUGAAAACUCUUAGGGGCCCCACGCGGGAGGUCAUGCAUUUGCUGCAGGCGGCCAACCCCAACCUAAGUGUGGCAGAUUUCUUGCACACCAUGAAAUUGGUGUUUGGGGAUUCUGAAAGCAGUGUCACUGCCCAUGGUAAAUUUUUUAACACUUUGCAGGCACAAGGGGAGAAAACCUCCCUUUAUGUGAUCCAUUUAGAGAUGCAGCUCCAGAAUGCUAUUCAGGCAGGGAUCAUAGCUGGGAAAGAUACAAACCAGACUUGCCUGCACCAGCUCCUUUCAGGGGCUGAGUUGAAUGCUGAGUUGAAUGGGGACCUGCGCUUCAAGCUGAAGCAUCUACUCAGGAUGUACGCAAAUGAUCUGGAGUGGCUUCCCAAUUUCCUGGAGUUAAUCAAGAUGAUAAGGGAGGAAGAGGAUUGGGAUGACACUUUUAUGAAACGGAAGUGGCCCAAAAGAUCUGAGCUAAUCAUGGAGAGGGCAGCAAGCCCUGUGGCAUUUCAGGGCCCCCAGCCAAUAGCCAUCAGCACUGCUGAUUGCAACGUGUUAGAGGUAGAUGAUACCCUCAGUGACUCAGAUGAGGAUGUGAUCCUGGUGGAGUCUCAGAACCCUCCACUUACAUCCAUAGGUGCCCCUCCCCUCAGAGUCAGGGCCAGACUUCAGGCUCAAAUACUGGUCAUCAAUUCCCUAAACAGUUCCCAGGCUCAAUCUCCUUCUACCAGUGGUGGUUCUGCAUAUAAGAAUGAUGGUCCUGGAGAUAUACGUAGAGGCAGGAAGAGAAAAUAUACAGUCCGCUGUUCAUACUGUGGUGAGGAGGGCCACUCAAAGGAAACCUGUGACAAUGAGAGCAACAAGGCCCAGGUGUUUGAGAAUGUGAUCAUCACCCUGCAGGAUCUGACACAUACAGAGGAGAAGAAGUCGAAAGAGGUCCCUGGUGAACACAGUGACCUCUCUGAGCCACAAUAA
Molecule: messenger RNA, 1221 nt
Organism: Lipotes vexillifer (Yangtze River dolphin)
Lineage: Eukaryota; Metazoa; Chordata; Mammalia; Artiodactyla; Lipotidae
Gene: ZCCHC18
Product: zinc finger CCHC-type containing 18
Cellular component (GO): nucleus
Molecular function (GO): zinc ion binding; nucleic acid binding
Source: RefSeq, a predicted model, not a curated record